Molecule: messenger RNA, 5469 nt
Organism: Lytechinus pictus (painted urchin)
Lineage: Eukaryota; Metazoa; Echinodermata; Echinoidea; Temnopleuroida; Toxopneustidae
Exons: 17
Coding region: 414-2468 (684 amino acids)
Biological process (GO): spindle assembly
Cellular component (GO): HAUS complex; spindle microtubule
Source: RefSeq, a predicted model, not a curated record
UUCCAAAAUCAACCUUCAAAUUGUCCACCGGCAGCCAUGUUGGCUGUGUACAAAACCUAUGGGAAAUGAAAACGCGCGAAAAGAGUUCCCUCUCUAGCUCCCUUCGGGAGCUUACGUAUACGUAAGAUCGUAUCUCUGUGAAACUAUUAAUUACGAGCGCCAUCUACCGGUACGGUACCGUAAGUUUAAUAUGCGGGAAAUUUGUUUUGGAUUUUCGAGUUGGCUGCAGAAAAACAAUCUUUAUUUCUGGGACCCAAACUCACCUCAAUGGAACUAUAGUCAACAAGCUCAGUAUCACUGUGGACCCCCUUAUCAGUUCAUAUCACGAGGAUUCCUCAGUUCCUGUACCCAACAUAUUGGCUACACUUUAGUGCUUUUAUUAGGGGAAGACAUUUUCGUCACGACUGGCCACCAUGUCGAAUACGAGAGACGAGGUCGCUAAGAAGCUUCAUCACUGGGCUACAAGAGAAAUGCAUUUCAUUCCUCAAGGAAAGUAUGUCAACACACCAGUGCCCUCACCAGCAGACUUCAGGGAAGUCUGCCGUGGUAAUCUUCUCCCAGUAUGGAAGUAUGUUCUAGAGCAUGUCCAUUCUGCUCAGAAAGUUCACAAGGUCAAAGGCAAUCUGACACUAAAAAGCCUGCACAGCAAGAGUUCAUCCUACAGGGUCAGGUACCAGGGAGAUACCAAGUUUUCAGCAGAGAGGGAGGAGCUGGUCAAGAGACGGAGGGACUUGCAGGCCAAGGUCACUGGGGUCAAGACAGACAUUCAGCACCUUGAUGAGUUCUUACAGAAGCUUGAGAAGCAGAUUGUAUCAGCAGAAGAACAAUAUCAACAAAGCUGUGAUAAAGUGUCAAGCAUUCAACACAAGAGGGCGCUUUUGAAGCAGUUUUCAACAGACUGUAAAGCUGAUGCUGCCCGUUACUUGGAGUAUCGGAAACGGCUGGAGGGUAGACUGCAGCAAUUCAAGCCAUCGGGAAGCAACGAGGGCAGCAGAUCAGAUCAGAGGUAUUUCAGUCGCCAUGGAACGAAGAGAGGAGAAAGAACAGACUCGCCAACGUUAGAAACUGCAUGCACAAAAACUGUGAGGGAUGCGUGCAGUGAGAUCACAGUUUUCCUGAGAGAGAUGCUGCAAGGAAAAUACUCAAACAAUCAGCAAUCAUUGCAAUCGACUAAAGACAAAAUCUGGACAGAGAUUGAGAAGGUCAUGGCUGAGAAUCCCCCGCAGGAUGUCCUCCAAUCCUUAGCAACCAUCACCUUGGAAACGACCCAUGACCUGAGACAGAUGACGACUGGCAUUGACAUCAAGAAAGAUGCUGAAGAACUCAGAUUUAGGUAUGAGUCCGGAGCACUUUACCAAGACACAUCAACAGGACCAAGUCAGCUACAGAGUGUGCACCAAAUGAUUGAGGAGAAGCAAGCCUCCCACAUCCACACUUUCAUGGAGGCAGAGAAGAGCAGGAAUCGAGCUUGGAAGCUGGACAAACAGUUGGUGGACACAACAGCAGCUGUGGAUGGAAAACUAGCUGCUAUGUUCAGCAACAAUCCAGGUGCUUUGGAACUUGCCAGAAAAUUGUUCAGUAUGGAGCUAGAGGCAUCGUCUGCGAAUGCCGCCCUCCAGUGCCUGAGGAGCCUGAAGAAUGACCUUUCGGAGGUCGCCGCUACGGAGGGACAGGUCAAGGAGGCCCUCUAUGCCAAGCAUCAGAAGAUACAGGAUUUUAAAGGACUUAGCGAUCAGAAACAGAACCUUAUUCAAGUUCUUGUCAGACAGAACAUGGAUGGGAGAAAGAAACUAGAAGAUAAACAAAAGGAGCUGGGUAGGUACAUCGAGCAGAAGCUCAGUGCUCAUGAAGCUGGUUCCGCUUCUAUGACAACCAAGCUAAAGAAUCGCAUCACCCGGGAGGUCGACCUCUUUGCAUCACUCCCUAUUCAUCUUCUCCAGAUUACUGCUCUUGAAAGUGGAGAGGAUGUUCCCGUGUGCCAGCUGUCAAUCAAUCGCCUGUCUAACCAAUCACCAUCAGCGGGAGGCGGAGUCUUGCAGGAGAUCUUGGCGGCCUUGAAAUACCCCAUGUACAAGGCCCCAGAAUGUCUCUUCCCCUAUCUGUCGGAACUGAAAAUAGAGAUGGCCGACAUCGAGGGCAUCCUUGAAUCGCAGAAGGUCCUUGGUUACUAUGGCAACAGUGAGGAAUCUGGUCAAGACAUCAUCAAGCACAUUCAAGGUUUAUGCAAGGAUGUGGAGUCCCAUGCUAAGGAACAGACCAAUAGACUUCUGCCUGUCCUGCAGAAAAGACUUGCUGAGGCUACCAGUGCCAUGAGCCAUUGUAUGAAGUCAAGAGAACAUGUCACUGCUUGGUGGGACCAGCCAGCCCAACAUUUGACCCCGUGGGUCAAGGUCGAAGGUCAAACGAUGCAACAGUGGCUUGACAAAUGGAUGAUGAUCGCUACUCAGAUCAAGCAGCUUGACAGAUGAAAAACAGAGGGCCAUUAUAAUGAUAAUAGCCCUGAGGUCAUUUUGUUAGUUACAUACGACUUUACUGAACAUUUGACCCCAUGGGUCAAGCUCGAAGGUCAAAUAAUAAUGGCUCAACAAAUAAAUGAUUGCUACUCAGAUCAAGCAGCUUGACAUAAGAACACCAGAGGGCCAUUUUAAUGAUAAUAAACCUGGGGUCUUUUUAUGAAUUACACACAAAUUUAACAAACAAUUGACCCCAUUGGUCAAGGUCGAAGGUCAAAUAUAAAUGGCUCGACAAAUGAAUGAUUGCUACUCCGAUCAAGCAGCUUGACAUAACACCAGAGGGCCAUUUUAAUGAUAAUAAACCUGUGGUCAUUUUAUGAGUUGUGCGGGACUUUACCAAAUAUUCUACCCUGUUGGACAAGGUCGAAGGUCAAACAAUGCCACAGUGGCUUGACAAGUGGAUGAUGAUUGCUACUCGGCAAUCAUUAUUCUUGAGUGCAUCAGAGAAACAUUUCCUGCUGCAAGUGCUCUUCCCCAAUCAAGGAGGCCAUUUUUUUGUACUGUAUAUUUUUGGCGAUUUUGCCCUGCUUUGGUUGAGAUACGACAAAAUGUAUGUUCCCCGAAUAGGUUCAUAUUAUCCUAGCCUUGGCAACAGUUCUUGCAUUUCCAUGAGUUUGUGAAAAGACAACGUUCAAGUUCAAGUUUAUUUAAACCAAUCAAAACAAGAGACAUAUUACACAGUUUAACAAAAACUGAGAAUACAUGAUAGGUUUGGGACCCCAUAGAAGCAGAGCUUGUGACAGGGGCCCCUUAUAUAGAACAUUACAACAAGAAUGAGAUGAAAAUAUACUGUAUACAAAUGAUAAUCUAGAGAGUAAAUAAGAAAAAUACAUACAAACACACACACACCCAUACACACACGCAUAUGGUUUAUCAAGAUUCAGUUUAAGAUAUUUUGUAAUCUUUCAAAUGAAUAUUUUCGACAUGAAUUUUUAAAUAUGGGCAGUGUUGGACUGGAUCUAAAGCUUUGUGGUAACUUAUUCCAUUCUUUGAUACAAACUAUCAAAAAGAAUUCAAAGCAGUAUUUGUUCUUGCAAGUGGUUGGUGGAUAAGAUUUUUCUGCCGUGUAUUGUACAAGUGAACAUUUGAGUUAACAACAAAUGUAUCUUUUAAAAUGAACAGUUUUGAGAGGAUUGUGAUUUGUACAUAAAUAUCAAACAAUUGAAGGAGACUAAAUCAUCAAGAGGCAAAAUUUUCAAUUGCAGAAAUAAAGGAACACUUGGACAUCUGUAAUUCGAAUAUGUUAUGAGCCUCAUAACUUUCUUCUGAAGAAUUAGCAGUUUGUUUAAAUGAUUCCUAUAUGUAUUUCCCCAUGCAACAUUACAAUAAUUUAAGUGUGGCAUAAUAGCAUUGUAAAGGGUUACUAAGGUCUGCUGAGGUACAGAGAAACGUAACUUAUAAAUGACACCAACACUCCUUGAUACCUUAGUACAAACAUAACUGAGGUGAUUUUUCCAUGAUAAGUGAUCAUCAGCUACAACUCCCAGAAACCUUACAUCUUGACUUCGAUUGAUCUGAUGGCCACCAAUUGAUAAUGGAUUAGUAUCUUCAGGAACUCUUUUACCCCUUGUUCUAAAGGCAACAUAUUGGGUUCUACUUGCAUUUAAUAAAAGCUUGUUACAACAAAACCAUUUAAAUGUAUUUCUAAUUUCAUUGUUAGUUGAGAACAUAAGAGUAUGCAUAUCUUUGUGAUGGGAAAGUAAGCAAGUAUCAUCUGCAAAUAGUGAAUAAGUAAACAAUUUUGAUGAAUUUAUAAUGUCAUUAACAUAAAUCAAGAACAAUAAGGGACCCAGAACCGAGCCUUGGGGUACACCACAUUUAACCUCCUUAGAUUGUGAUUUAACUCCAUUAAUCAUUACAUACUGACAUCUAUUCUUUAAGUAAUUUUUAAACCAUCUUAAGGCUACCCCACAAACACCAUAAUGCUCAAGCUUGUCCAAUAAUAUAUCAUGAUCGAUAGUAUCAAAUGCCUUCGAUAAAUCUAGAAACACACCAAUACAAAAUUUUCAACUAUCAAUUGCAUUUAUAAUGGUAUUUACUAAAUUCAAAACGCCCAUACUUGUGGAGUAAUUCUUUUGAAAGCCAAAUUGUUGUGGUAUCAUGAUAUUAUGAAGUUGAAGGAAAUCAUCCAAUCUUUUGUACACUAUUUUCUCAAGAAUUUUUGAGAAUAUGGAUAACAACGCAAUGGGUCUGUAAUUUUCAAUGCAUUUUCAAUGCAUUUACGAUCAUUUUUUUUAAAUACUGGGACUACUUGAGAUAUUUUCAGUUUGUCAGGGACAAUACCCUGGAACAAGGACUUAUUAAAAAUAUGGCAUAAGGGAUCAACAAUGCAUUGAAUACAAUUUGUUAUUACCUUGGGAGAAAUAUCAUCUGACCCACAUGCCUUCGAUGGUUUUAAAGUCGAAACCAAAUUAGAAAUUUCAAGAACAGAUGUUGGUCGAAAAUACAAGGAUGAGGAGUGAUUUUGAACGGACAUAAAAUCUUUGUAUGAUGUUUGGACAGGAGGAAUUUCCUUGCUUAUUUUAGAAGGUAGAUCAAUAAAAUAUUGAAAUACUCUGCUUUAUGUAAAGCCCGGAGUACCCCCUUUGAUACCUUUAAUUAUUCAAAUUGUCUUCCUCCACUCAUGUGUUAAGUACACAUAUUCAUAUUUUAAGGUUCGUCAAAUAAAGUGCUAGAUCUAUAUCUCAAUUAUGAAAUAUAAUCAUGAAAAAAAAUAUAUAAAACUGAUAAUUUUUUGCUUUCACUUCUUUUCUGUUCAUUGUUAUUUUUAUGUAAAGACAAAUGUGUUUUAUUGCUGAAAUUGAAAAUUUAUAUUUAAUACACUGCAUGCAACUGUAGAUAUUUGUUUAUGUGCCUCUUUUACAUGUAGGACUUAUACAAAGAAUAUAUAUAUAUUUCCAAUGUAAAUGUGCCUCCAAGCCUUGAUAUAAUUAAAUGUUUUAUAUGCAAAAAUGAA